Messenger RNA from Nerophis lumbriciformis (worm pipefish), 1182 nucleotides. The record is from RefSeq and is a predicted model, not a curated record. Lineage: Eukaryota; Metazoa; Chordata; Actinopteri; Syngnathiformes; Syngnathidae.
AUGUGGAAUACAGUGUGGUGUUUCAGUAUGACCUCUCCUUACUUCCAAAAUAUGAAAGUUGUUACACGGAGAGGUGAGAGAUUUACCCGCUGCACAGCUCCUGCAUCUUUGCUAUCCAGACGAAUGGACGCGGAUGCCAUUUCCUCAGUGGCCGUGAAGGUAGAAGAGGAACAAACACCCUUCUUGUCAACAGUAGAUCGUAGUCAGGACCUCCUCCGGUUGGCCACUACUCAACCAAAACUAGAAGCUGAUGCUCUGUCUGUAGCUUCACAUGGAGGCAGACGGAGACAGAUCAAAGUCGAAUAUGAUGAAGGUGGGUCCACGGCAAACAUGGAGCAGUGGGAACCUCUUGAUUGGAAGAAACAGUUAAGACACAUUCGUGAGAUGAGGAGCAGCCGUGAUGCACCUGUGGAUAACAUGGGAGCAGAGAAGUGCUAUGACACAAAGGCUCCACCUAAUGUGAGACGCUUUCAGAUUUUGGUGUCCCUGAUGCUUUCCAGUCAGACCAAAGACCAGGUAACAGCAGCUGCCAUGCAAAAGCUGCGGGCUCAUGGCUGCACUGCAGAAAAACUCUUGUCUACUGAUGAUGAAACUCUGGGAAAGCUCAUCUACCCAGUCGGCUUCUGGAGGAACAAAGUGAAAUUUCUGAAGAAGACCGCAGCUAUGCUUGUGAAUGAUUACGGAGGGGACAUCCCAGACAGCGUGGAAGGGCUUGUCCGCCUGCCAGGGGUUGGACCCAAGAUGGCUCACCUAGCCAUGGAUAUUGCCUGGGACCAGGUGUCUGGUAUAGGCGUUGACACACAUGUGCAUCGGAUCUCAAACAGGCUAGGCUGGCUCAAGAAGCCCACUAAGAACCCAGAGGCAACACGGCAAGCCCUGCAGGAUUGGUUACCUCGGGAUCUAUGGAGUGAGAUUAACUGGCUGCUAGUGGGUUUUGGACAGCAGGUUUGCCUUCCAACCAAUCCGCUCUGCUCCAUGUGUUUGAACCAGCAUAGUUGUCCAUCCGCUCACCAAAGCUCACCUUCAAAGCGGCUUAUAGUUCGAUCCCCGCUAUCUCCGGAUCCAGCCUCCUCUCUUCAAACAAAAACUGAAUCAGGACAAGAAACUGUUGUUAAAGAAGAGCCACAGACUGUUAAUCCCACCUCACUGAGAAGGAAACUGAAAAGAAAGAUUAAACACUGA